UUGAAUGGUCUGCUAUAUUGUCAAUUAUGUGUUUAAACUACCAUCCGCUUGUUACGUUGUUCUUGUAUACGGAAUUUUUUUUGUAAAACAAACACAAGUAUAUACAUAUAACUUAUUUAUAUGUGAACGUUUAUAUAGUUGCUAACUCGCUGGUAUGCUUUUGUGUUUAAAUAUAAUACUACUGUCCCUAUAGAAUUUUGAAAGGAGGAUUAGUUGCGCCUGCGCGUUAGUAGUUGUUUUGGCGGGUUUGGUACUACGCAAAGAAAAGAGGACUCUGGGGUUUGGAGCUAUUAGUCGGUUGAGGUGAACUGGAGUGAUUUUCCUCCCAUUUUUAGGACCACAAACUGAAGUGCCAAGUGGAGGCUCACCUAGACGUUUCUCCAACAAUGGGAAAGAAAAGCAAGAAACUGAUGGAAGAAGAGUCUUCAUCUUCUUCAGAGGAAGAGGAAUAUGUUGUGGAAAAGGUUUUGGAUAGAAGAGUUGUGAAAGGUCAAGUGGAAUUUCUCCUCAAGUGGAAGGGAUUCUCUGAAGAACACAACACGUGGGAGCCAGAGAAAAACUUGGACUGUCCCGAACUGAUAUCUGAGUUUAUGAAGAGGGGGAAAAAGAAUAAGGAAAAUGAUGGAAGAUGCAAAGAAUCUACAAAGAGAAAAGGAAUCCCAACAAAUGGAAGUGAGGAAAGCAAGUCUAAGAAAAGGAAAGAGGUAAAUGACAUUGCACGUGGAUUUGAAAGGGGAUUAGAGCCAGAAAAGAUAAUUGGUGCUACAGACUCCUGUGGUGAUCUGAUGUUCCUGAUGAAGUGGAAAGAUUCGGAUGAGGCUGAUCUUGUUUUGGCAAAGGAGGCGAACGUUAAGUGUCCCCAGAUUGUUAUAGCAUUUUAUGAGGAAAGACUGACAUGGCAUGCAUACCCAGAAGACACAGAAAAUAAAGAGAAAGAAGGAGUGAAAAGUUAAAAGGCAGAUCUCAAGACCCUGACCUCAAGUUCUUGGAUUAAGACCGAAAUCUUGUCUUUGCCUGUUACUGUGUCUUCUACAAGAGAAACAUUAACUUGGUUCUCCAGAUUGAAGAAUGAGGGUUUGACUUGUCCUUUUCCCCUAAUCCUGUUCUAACGUUUAAGGUGGAACAUUAAUAUUUUUUAUUUUAGAGUUAAAAAUGUGUUUUUAAAUCAUGUUUAUAAAACUGCAGUAUCCUUUUUUCCAACAGCAUUCUCUGUUAAAAAAAAAAAAAAAAAAAAAAAAAAAAAAGCCAUUUAAACCUGGUAGUAACUUUUUGGCACUUUAAACAACCAGAAAGUGUGUUGCCAUUCCCACUAUUCUAUUCAAAUAGAGGCUGAAUUCCAGCCUGGGAGCCCAGGCUUUGUGGCUGGCUGAUAAAAUAGGCAGGUAAAUUUGGUAGUUGCUUGUUGGAGAGAGAUUCAUGUUUUCUCCCGUUGUACAUUGUUGUAGGACACAAGUUCAUGUGGACAUUUUCCCCCAUUAUCAUGUUGUCAGAUUAUUCUCUGUAUGUAUCGUACAUUGUUAUUCUGAUGUGUUAAAAAUGCACUCCCUACAAAUGAGUAAGGCUUUCAAAAGGAGCCCCAAGACAGUUUAAAUAGCUGUUGAAGGCUUUUUACAUGUAAGGUACUGUGGCAAGUGGUGUGUUUAUUGGAGCCUUACUAAGAGUAGAGUGUGUGCAUCUGUUAAAGCAGGGUAUGAAAUGAGUUGUUGAUCUAGCAAAUUUGCUGCCACCAAAUAUAUUUUUGUUAAAAAAUGUAUAAAUAAAUGCAUUGCUGUCAGAAAUGGACAUAAAAUCCUAUUUUACGGCCAGGAUCCUUCUGCAGAAAAACGUAAUUAUGGAUGGACUUUGGACACUUUCAUAACUGAUGAUUACAGUAACUAGUUCUGGUCAACAGAUGGUAUUCACAGGCUGAGCUGAAUAUGCUACCAAAAUGCAUGCCUACUAGUUGUCUACUGCAGCAGAAACAUUUUCUGCCUUGGACAGGUGAUAUGGAUUUUUUUCAUAAGGUGACCAGUCCUAAUUGGAAGUUUGCAUAUUGAAGUUCUGUUGAGCUGCUGUCCUGUUUUUGUGAAUGAUAAAUUUUUCUUAGCACAAGAAUAACAGCAGGACUGCAUAUCCAGACAACCCAAACUGAUUGAGCCAUGUCUCACUGAGAGCAGUCUACUUUCCAUUUUUAUGUUGUGGAAACGCUUGAUUACUUCUCAGGUGGUGUGACGAGCACAAUACAUUACCAUAGCAGAAAAAUCAGUAAAGCAGUCUCAUUCCAGAUCAAAUCCCAGCAAGAAGUGGGUGGAGUUAGUCACAGGGACUAAAAUGCUUUUGCUUUGAUGGUUAUCAACAACAUAAUACAGUAUUUUUAAAACAGAACCUGUAGUCAGUAGUACUGCUGUAUUAGCUGUGCCAGAGUACUGUUCAUUUUGGCCUGUUUAUAUUUCACUCUUGUGCACUUUAGUGAAUUUGCUGCAAAGAGUUGUUGAGAUGGUGGCAUAGGAAGACAGGUAUGUUCACAGUACGUCAUUUACGUAAAAAGCUGUAAAAAACAAUAAACAGCCAACUUGACUUACUGUGAGAACAGAGUACACUUGCCCUGUGCAACUUGGAGGUCAUGCAGGGAUGAUGCCUCCAGAAAAUGACAUCCGUCUCAUUUUUGUCCUGCUUCCCUCCUAUGGGAGUAGUAGCAAAGUUAUUUGGGGGGAGGGGGGCAGUUAAUUUUGCAGACUAGGUAUGUCAGUCUUUUGUAGCACUCUGUAGAUGGUGAUAUCUUAAGUGAUGGAGGGCAGACUUGUCUUUUUUUAUACUUGCCUGCUUUCCAUGAUUAGUUGUAGAUUUUAGCCACUCGUGUAUUUUAUUUGAAGAUAUAAAAUGUUUUAUACAAAAGGAUUUUCAGGACAAGUCAUUUAUGUCCCAUGCACUUGUAUUUAACAGUGUUGUACAGACUGUUUUACCAACUGAUGUGUUAUGUUCAUUUUCCUCACAGCAAAUUACUCAUUUUACAAGCUUUGACAUUGUGGUCGAUAUAUAACUAAAUGUCGUAUCCCACACUGUUUUCAGUUUUGAGCUCCAGACAUUUAUGCUUGAGUUGAAUCGUAAAUAUCUUGUGUGUGAUGAUCAUUUAUAUGGUUCUUCACCAUUUUGGCUUCAUUUGACUUCAUAUAUAUACAAAGGAGAGACACGUGAAUGGUUUCUUAGCCUUAGAUCGCAGCUGGGCCAGAAAUUAUUACAAGUAAAAAAAGAUACAAGUUUAUUCGUUAGAUUCUUUUGGGCUUGUGUAAUAUUGGAGUCUUCCAUUACUCUUCCUGUUUGAGGAUCACACACUCCAUUCUUUCCUACCUUCUAACCUUUUAGUUUAUUCUUUUUGCACACAAAGCAGCCAAUAAGGUUCUAAAAUGUCUGAUUUUUAUAAUUAUCAAGUUGUUGAGCAUGUUCUGUCUUCAAAAAAUUUCCAAGUAUUGUCUUUUGCAUCUGCUUCCUUGACUUUCAAAAUUGUGUAGUAUCAUACUGUUACAUGUUGACAAUUGUGUUUGAAUUGUUGAGUUGUGCAGUUUAGAGUGUGUACAAGAGUUAUGCAUCAAAUUUUAAAUCUGCUUAUUGACUGGAACACACAACUUUGUGCCACAUUUCACACUAAUAUACAUUUUUAGCUAGAAAUGAGUAGCCGAACUGGUUUCUUGAGUAAAUCUAUUUGCAUAUUUUAUAAUGCAGAAGAAUACAACACUACUGUAUAUGACUAGGAAAUUCAAUGCACAAAUUUGACACAUGGAGCUGACUUUUUUAUGUAUAAAGGAAAAUUUAUACUUUGUUUA
Messenger RNA from Protopterus annectens (West African lungfish), 3800 nucleotides. RefSeq names its product chromobox 5 (gene CBX5). The transcript has 5 exons. Gene Ontology annotation, molecular function: chromatin binding. The coding region runs from base 387 to 953 and encodes 188 amino acids. Gene Ontology annotation, cellular component: pericentric heterochromatin; nucleus. The record is from RefSeq and is a predicted model, not a curated record. Gene Ontology annotation, biological process: negative regulation of transcription by RNA polymerase II; chromatin organization. NCBI's taxonomy places the organism in Eukaryota, Metazoa, Chordata, Ceratodontiformes, Protopteridae.